Messenger RNA from Penicillium chermesinum, 1446 nucleotides. RefSeq lists its product as uncharacterized. The record is from RefSeq and is a predicted model, not a curated record. The coding region runs from base 1 to 1446 and encodes 481 amino acids. The transcript has a single exon. NCBI's taxonomy places the organism in Eukaryota, Fungi, Ascomycota, Eurotiomycetes, Eurotiales, Aspergillaceae.
AUGUCUGAUAAAGACGACAGAGACACCGAUCGCGCGCAACGAUCGCCCAUGCGUGACCAACGAAACGAUAAGACGGAAACGAACCCAUUCGACGCUUUCCGCCGCUUCGCCGAUGAGCAGGUCUCGUCGGUGCUACAAUCAAUCACUGGUCUCCCAUCAUCCAUAGCCCCGCCGAACCCAGACCGUUGGACCAUAUUCACCGACGACCAUAGCUACAAAAGUAUGGCGUAUCGCCAUCGCCAGGGCGCCAAUGACAAGCCGCCUGAAAGCGACUCCUCCGACCGAAGCGCCGAGAACCCACGCGAUGGGGCUGGCAGGGGCCCAUCCCCGGGCGCCAACGAUCCGCAAGCCUCCUCCUCAUCCCCUAAUCCCAAGCAGCUAGAUGAGACCAACUACCCUCACUCCUCCCAGUCUCUUCACCGGCUUAACGACCACGCCUUCUUCAGCCAUCCGUUCUUACACGCGCAAGCCAGCCCUUCCUUUCUUUCUAUCCCCGGCUUUUUAACCAUGUUCGAUGAAGACAGUAGCCCAUUAUGGCCCCUGCCUUACUUGAUAACGAGCCCAUACUCGCCCCUUCAUUUAGAGCGCAAGGCUCAGAAUUCCUCUCGCUUUACUCCGCGCCAGCUAUUACCUCGUUAUCCGCCUCAGGAAGCAGACUUCCGCGAACCCCAGUGGCGCGAAGCUUUCGAAGACCUUCUUCGCCUCGAGAAUGGAGAGCCUAUGCUGGAUCGCGAUCAUUCCUUAGUGGCGGCCACCAAGAACACUGAAAAUGGAGCUCGAGAGUGGCUCCAAGGCCUUGCGAAGCGGGGAAGUCUGGGGAAGGACUGGAUGGAGGGUGGCAGGAUGAGGUUGACACUGCAACCCGCAAGGCCAUGGCUGAGCAUAGGAGCUCCUCAUGACCAUGCGGAGGAAGAAAACCAAGAGGCAGAGACUGAGCUGGAUCUGUAUGACCGCUUCUUGAAUGAUCUCCAGUCUCUCGAUCGGCAGCUAUCAAAGGAAUUUGCAUCAAGUCCGAUUCUUCGAUUUCUACUAGGGACCGGGGUACAGCCUGAGCAGCCGCAUGAGCUAUCUCGCUCCCAGCACGGGUCGAAUCGAGGCUAUGACCAAGGCACCGACGACACUGAGAGCUGGCUCGAUCUCGUUUCUGGUGGAAAUCGCAAAUCGGUGCCAGAGAAUCCCCCACCCGGUGAAAUGUCUCGGCCCAACGACACGGAUGCGGCCUCGAGGGGGGCUCAUGAUCUAAUUGCCACCAGGACCCAUACGGAACAAAUCAUGCAGCCCGAUGGAUCCAUUCAAACCAAGAAAGUGGUAACCAGGCGCUAUGCGGAUGGAAAGGAAGAGACACAUUCUUCAGUCGAGGUGUCUCAUGUUGAUCCCAAGUCUCGUGAGGCUUGGUCCGACGCAGCCCAAGAACAACCAAAGCGUGGAUGGUUCUGGAGAGACUGA